AUGACGGCCCAGGCUCGGGCUCUCGGAGGCCUCGGGCCGCUUCCCCCGGACCCCGCCCCGGAUGCAGGCUCGCGGGGGGCGCGGCGCGGGCGGCGGGCGGGGCCGGCGGGGCAGGUUAAAAGCGGCGCAGGGGCCCGGAUCGGCGCUCCCCACCAUGGCGCCUCGAGCCUCCCGGUUGCCGCGGGUUCUGGCCCUGGCCGCGAUUGCCUCCUGGCUCUGCCUCUCACGUCCAGGGACCGGCCCGAACAUGUCAUGACGGGAGAACCUCGGGACCUGUCGCCCCGACGACCGCAGGUGCAGAAGGUGGUGCAGGAGGCCGUGGAGUCCUACAACAAGCGCAGCAACAGCCUCUACUUCUUCCGCCACACGCGCGUCCUCAAGGCCAGAGGCAAGCUGGUGGCUGGCGUCUUAUAUUACCUGUCGGUGGAGAUGGAGAACACUGACUGCCAGAAGAACAAUGCGAAUGUGUACGACAUGGACCUCACCACCUGUCCCCUGACGGUGGGAGCAGAGCAGCAGAAGCUGCACUGCGAUUUUGAGGUGCUCUCUGUUCCUUGGAAGAACACAACCACGCUCGAGAAACAACACUGUACCCCUGUGUAGUCUGCCCAUGAGGGCAUGGCGUGGGGUGGGACCGCAGCGGUGGAGGGCACUUCAGGGUCCAGGGGCCAUAUCUGGCACAAUAAACUGCUGAAACUGC
Choloepus didactylus (southern two-toed sloth) is the source of this 700-nucleotide messenger RNA. It is a transcript of the gene CST6, whose product is annotated as cystatin E/M. Gene Ontology annotation, molecular function: cysteine-type endopeptidase inhibitor activity. Gene Ontology annotation, cellular component: extracellular exosome. NCBI's taxonomy places the organism in Eukaryota, Metazoa, Chordata, Mammalia, Pilosa, Megalonychidae. The record is from RefSeq and is a predicted model, not a curated record.